Molecule: messenger RNA, 1764 nt
Organism: Pichia membranifaciens NRRL Y-2026
Lineage: Eukaryota; Fungi; Ascomycota; Pichiomycetes; Pichiales; Pichiaceae
Exons: 1
Coding region: 1-1764 (587 amino acids)
Biological process (GO): amino acid transmembrane transport
Cellular component (GO): vacuolar membrane
Molecular function (GO): amino acid transmembrane transporter activity
Source: RefSeq, a predicted model, not a curated record
AUGUCAGACGGUGCUGGUACUCCCACACCAUACUCCCCAUUGCACCAUGAGCACGACGACAACAGACACAGGGUAGGUUCCUCUUACCAGGCAAUCCCGAUUCCGGACCGUUCGGCAAGAAAGUCUCGGUCCCAUUUCUUUUCUUCAGUGGCGUCGCCUGGGAAUAUAAACUCAUUGGCUGCGUUUGCCAACUCCUACCAGAGAGCCCAGUCUUUCCGUUCGAUUUCGAUCGAGCCGAGAAUCACCGCCUCGAGAUCCUACUUCAAGGAUGACGAGGAGCUCAUCGAUCCAAGCACUUUUGCACCAUCGCCAAUGGGGAGGAAGAUAUCCACGGUGUUUGCGGUCAGACCGUAUACCCACAGCCCAAACACUACCUUUGACGAGGCCGCAAUAGACGACCAGCAUUCGUUCCUGGACCAUUCGUUCACUGACUACGUAGCCUCUAGACAACCCUCCUUUGCAUCCUCUAUUUUUCCGCCGCCCGGGAGUGGGCUUUCACGGGCACUUUCAGAUGAGGUUGGCUCGGUGGUUCUCAGACAGGUCGAAACGCACGACGGUACCAAGUUGACGAUGUUGGCUCCUCAGUCGACUAUUCCACAGACCAUUUUCAACUGUAUCAAUGCUCUCAUAGGUAUAGGUCUAUUGGCAUUGUCAAGAGCCAUGGUGCAUGCCGGGUUGUAUUGCGGUACGGUGUUGAUCAUAUAUUCCGUCGCAAUUACCUACUGGACUGCUACCCUCCUAUCGGACUGUAUGGACACCGACCCAUCCAUCUGCACCUAUGCUGAUAUAGGAUAUAAAGCCUACGGGCCAAAAGCAAGGCUUUUCGUUUCUCUGCUUUUCACAAUCGAACUUCUUGGUGUCGGUGUCUCGUUGAUGGUUUUGUUUGCCGACUCAUUGCAUGCACUUUUUCCAGAGAUAUCCUUGAUUCAAUUCAAGUGGAUUGCAUUUGUCAUAUUGACCCCUUUCUCCUUCUUUCCUUUGCGUGUCUUGUCUCACAUUUCUUUGAUCGGUAUCAUUUCCACCAUCUCGUUGGUUUUCCUUAUAUUCUUCUGUGGUAUCAUCAAGAAGACAGCACCUGGGUCUUUGAUCGAUCCGGCAUAUACAAGCUAUUACCCUGCAUCCGCUCUCAGCUUAUUUGUCUCCUACGGUAUCAUUUUAGGACCAUUUGGUUCACACUCUCUUUUCCCAGCGUUGAAAGCAGACUUAGUAUCCCCUCACAAAUUCAAAUCUUGCCUUAAAACAACUUACUCUGUGGGUUUCUUCGCUGAUGCAUCCAUGGCUUACCUUGGUUUUUUCAUGUUUGGUGCUGGCCUCCUGAAUGAAAUAACACAAUCCGUCCUUUUGACUACAGGCUAUCCUAAGUUUGUUUACUUUCUGGCAAGUGUCUUUGUCUCAUUAAUUCCAGUUGCAAAGACUCCAAUCAAUGCAUUGCCUAUUAUCAACAUUACCGAAUUUUUGUUCAAUAUAACACCUCAGCAACUUGAAUAUGCAGGAAAACCCGAGACAUUGAGAACUAAAUUUGCGAGUGCUUUGAUAAAAAUUGGUGUCAAUUUGACUUUUGUCGUACUUGGAAUACUCUAUCCCGAGUUUGAUAAAAUCAUUGGUUUGAGUGGUUCCUCAUUGUGUACACUAAUCUGUAUCAUAUUACCAUGUGCGUUCUAUUUGAAAUUGUGCAAACCUCGAAACAAAUGGUUUUACUAUUUAGUAAUGGUGGUAGCCUUGAUCUUGGGUGUCGUCGGCACUGUAUCUGCAUUCCUCAUAUAA